This is a messenger RNA of Castor canadensis (American beaver), 3802 nucleotides long. RefSeq names its product ceramide-1-phosphate transfer protein (gene Cptp). Gene Ontology annotation, molecular function: ceramide 1-phosphate transfer activity; ceramide 1-phosphate binding. Gene Ontology annotation, cellular component: membrane; cytoplasm; cytosol. NCBI's taxonomy places the organism in Eukaryota, Metazoa, Chordata, Mammalia, Rodentia, Castoridae. The record is from RefSeq and is a predicted model, not a curated record. Gene Ontology annotation, biological process: ceramide transport; intermembrane lipid transfer.
GUCUGCCCAACCGCAGGCUACACUGCCUCCGGGUUCAGGAGUGUUGGCUGGUGGGAUCCUAGCACGAGACCCGCGUCGUGUAGACAGCUGGAGCCCGCGGGUGAGGACCCCACGCCAGCCGAGCUGUAGCUCGGGUCAGCCGCUCCCCACCACCGGCCUUUGCUGCGCCUUGCGCCCCUUGCGCAAGCAGAGACCAGCCCGCCCGGUGCCAGCUGUAUUCGCGUCCCAGCUCAUGUUGGAAGAUGGAUAACUCGGAGACAGAGUUCAACCUGAAAGUUGUCUUGGUCAGUUUCAAGCAAUGUCUCACGGAGGAUGGGGAGGUGCUGCUGGACUACUACAUCGCCAGCUGGAAGGGGCUGGUCAGGUUUUUGAACAGCCUGGGUGCAAUCUUCUCAUUCAUCUCCAAGGACGUAGUCUCAAAGCUGCAGAUCAUGGAGCGCCUGCGGAAUAGCCCACAACGUGAACACUACACCAGCCUGCAGUCCAUGGUGGCCUACGAGGUGGGCAGCAAGCUGGUGGACAUGAAUCGCCGUUCCCGCCACCCCGACUCAGGCUGCCGGACUGUGCUGCGCCUACACCGUGCUCUGCGUUGGCUACAGCUGUUCCUGGAAAGGCUGCGCACUAGCCCAGAGGACGCACGCACUGCUGUGCUCUGCACCGACUCCUACAAUGCUUCACUGGCUGCCUACCACCCCUGGAUAGUGCGCCAGGCUGUCAGUGUGGCCUUCUGCACACUCCCCUCACGCAAGGUCUUCCUCGAAGUCAUGAAUGUGGGGACCCCUGAGCAGGCAGUAGAGAUGCUGGGUGAGGCCCUGCCCUUCAUCGGGAAUGUGUAUGACAUCUCCCAGAAGCUCUACGCUGAGCACUCCUUGCUGGACUUGCCCUAGAGGCCAGUGCCCAAGUCGGGUGGGCUUCCCCUGCUCAGAGCUAGGCGAGGGCACCCUGGGGCCCACGUGAUCCACAGCAAAACUUUCUGGAUGUCACUGUCUCCUCUGUGAGCUGAGCUUGUUAAGUACCACAGGCUGUGGCAGGAAAGGCAGUGGGCACUGGACCAGGAGAGGCACAUUGUAGCCAUUCUCUUGGACCAGGAUAAGACACCUGAGCCUCAGCUUCCCCCUCAAACCUUAGUUACUUGUAUGUUCGGUCAGGCUUCACCUCCUGAGGUGGAGAAGGUGGGGGGUGGGAACAACUCGAGAGGUGGUUUCCCCACCACCUGUGGAAUCUCUGAAAUGGUGUGAGGUCACAUAUCUUUGGUGCCUAGAGGCUUUCUCUUCUCCCCAGCCCAUGUCUAUCCUUCCCAUGCCUAUCUCAGGCCCAGGACACAAUAAGAACACAGCAUCGGUACCAGGCGGGCAGCCCUGGGUUCAUGUGACUUGACCCUCUUCAUACUCCUCCAUAACCUGAGUAGGAUGAGAAUCCUUGGGCUGUGGUCUGGGUGCUGGCGGCUCUCUCCCUGCCCUUUACCUGCCUCCUUUUUAGCUUCUCUGCAUGCCGAGCAGACCUUGGCAGCAGCAACUAAGACCUGAAGCCCCAAGCCAGGGCGCCUUGAAAGUCCCAGGAAUGCCUGCCUGGUUCAGGAAAGCAGCCUCUACAGCUUCUGAGCAGCAUCAGCCUUCUGAGGGACAUAGAAGGUGGUUUCCUGUACUUGUGCUUUUGCAGGGUGCCUCCAGCACCACCCAAGGCUCUGGCAAAGCUAGGCCUCACUCUCCCCAACCAGCACCCAGUGAGACUGUUUCUUCUCCCCUAUUCUGUUGCCUCCGUCCACAUGCUGCCCAGGAGAGAGGUGGAGUCUGGGCAGCAUGUGGAGACUGGGCCCCCUUGCCUAGCUGACAGGCUAGGCAACCUGGACAACCAUGCCCAGCCUGGCCAUCACCCAGUACUUGGGGACCUGGCCUCUCCCAUUGGCUCUUCAGACCCAUGGGGACAGUGACUGCAGUGCAGCAGAUAAGAUAUAAAUGCAAGCUUUCAGGUAUACCUGCUCCCUCCAACACUGAUACAAUGCGGUAUUUUCCAACAUAAAUAAAUUAAACUUACGGGACUGGGUAUGGCAGUCCAGGAUUGGGUUAUUGGGGCACACCAAGCACCUGAUUAUCUGGGGGAGGGACAUCAGGGUACCCAGCAAGGGUGAGGAGGGACCUACCCCAGUGACAGGACUGAGGCAUGUACUUCCCAACCCCAAGGACUCAAAAAGCAAUGUGAGCCAUGGGGGUGAGAGGUGUGCCCAGUCAGUGGCCAGCACUCUGCUGCCAUGUGCCAGUCCUGUAGUGCUUUAAUUUGGCUUGGUCCCCCCAGCCAUGAGAUCUGAGUUACCCUAUUUUAUAGGUGAAAAAACGGACUCACCCAGGGUCACCCACCCUGAGGAGCUAUACUGAAAGGGCAGACCUGAGACUGGCCAGCUGUGAGAGAGGAGAGGCCUGCAGGCGCUGGCUGGUGUCUGCCACACAGCAGCCUGUAUAGAAAGAGGAUGCACUUUGGGUGGGGUCCUCUUGGCCCACACCCAGCCAGGAACCAGAGUUCAUGUGGUGCUGGCCAAAGCCAGUGACUAGGAGGGACUGGCCUGAGAGCAAGGCUGCAAGCCAAACUGAAAGAGUGCUGUGUUCGUUUGUGGUGUACACCUGUGUGUGUUGUACCAGAAUUUGCCUUACAGGCCCCCCUCACAGGACAGCAGAAAGAGGCAAAAGCCAGUUUCCACAAUCCAGAAAAGUCUGCCAGGCCCCAGCUGAAGUUGAGACUGCCCAGGCCCUAACCUCAGCAGGUCAUGAGCCUCCCCUCAGCUCCUCUGGAUGUGUCAGUGAGUGCUCUCCCUCUCCCAGAUCCAGGCCAGGAGAGACAGAGUCAGCGCCAAGAAGAGGCUAAGAGGAUGCUGUGCGCCCUCCCGCCACAUGGACACACACCUGGUGCAGACAGCUGCACCAGCCUAUUUGGUUAUGGCCUUUCCUCUUUCGUUUGCAUGGACCCCUCCUUCAGGACCAGCUGUGAGCUAUCCCCAGAGUGGGGCACCUGCACACCCUCUGGGUAGCAGUGCCUGGGCUGGCCACAGGUUCCUGUGACUUCCAGGUGUCAUAUCCCUGGCAGGGGAACAGACCCUCAAGGUGUCCGACUUCCCAGAAAGUUCCAGAAUGCCUGAGAGGCCACAGCCCCCAACCCAGAGUUCUCCCCAUUCCAGCUAUGCUGCAGAAUUCUGACUGGCAAACCAUCCACUGUCUCCCUGUCUACAGGCCUAGAGGGGCCUCCCCUGAAGCCCCCUAACUGCUGACACGCUGUCUGGAAACGACAGCCAGAACCCUCCAGGGGCUGGGGAAGUGAUCCUGUGCCUAUGAGAAGUCACUAGGGUACUGCUACCUCCUUGCCCCUCCCAGUCAGCUGAGACCCCAGAGCCCUGGAUGCCCCUCUUCCCUCUUCCUCUCCUUCACAGUCUGCCAGGCUGCUUCAGGAAUGGGCAGGUGGCACAAUCAGUGACCACUAACAGCCUGUCUGUGAUGGUCACUAUUGGCCAGAGAGCCUAGUGGUCAUGUCAGGAUAAGGUUUGAUGUGCACAAACCUUUAGGUCUGAGAUACUGAAGAUACUGCUUGGGGCCUCCUGGGGCUUGGCAGCUGAGCAUGGCACUGGUUUUGCUAAACAAAUCCUCUGCUCCCUCCCCCUUGGACCUACUACAUCUGGAGCUCCUUCCCAGUCCACCCACAUACUAUCCCUGCUGCAAGCUGAAAGCUGCCAUGUCAGGUCUGGCUGGCCUAGGCCUCAGCCUGGCAGCUCUCCUGGGCCUCGGGAUGGGAGCCUCUUUGUGCCUGUCACGGCAACUUA